Molecule: messenger RNA, 534 nt
Organism: Capsicum annuum
Lineage: Eukaryota; Viridiplantae; Streptophyta; Magnoliopsida; Solanales; Solanaceae
Exons: 2
Coding region: 1-534 (177 amino acids)
Source: RefSeq, a predicted model, not a curated record
AUGGCUAAGCUUAGAAACCUCUCUAUAAAUAUCCCAUUGCUUGAAGAAAUCCAAGAGAUGUCGAGAUAUGCUAAGUUCAUGAAGAAAUUGAUGUCAAAGAAGAAUCUCAUCGAAGGUGACACAAUCAAAGUGACUCAUGGUUGUAGUGCUAUCAUGAGUAGCAAAAUUUAUGAAAAGAAGGAAGAUCCAGAGCUUUUACCAUCCGUUGCACCAUCAGAACACAUAUGUUUGCGAAAGCUCUAUGAAAACUCUGUGCAAAGGCCAGUCAGUAUUUUGUUUGCUGUUCUAGACAAAGUGGACAAAUUUAUACUUUCGCCAGACUUCGUGGUUUUAGAUUAUGAAAAGGACCAAGAAAUUCCCAUCAUUCUUGGUCGAUCUUUCUUAUCCACCGAGAGAGACAUUAUUGACUUAAAGUUGGGUGAAAUGAGGUUUAGAGUUCAUGAUAAUGAGGUCUCCUUUAGAGUAUGCAAAACAAAGAAACAAACCGUGGAACUUCAAGUGAUAUCAGUGAUUGAUGUUGAAAUAAAAAAGUGA